AAAAAUAGACACAAGUCCUGUAAUGCAAUUGGCACGAGAAACAGCCUCUCUACCCAUCCGUUCUUCUCGCUCUCUCAAACGAAGAAAGGUCAAGCCAAAACCUCAAGCAGUACUCCAUCACCACCUCCUUCCUUUUUCACUAUCUCUUUCUUGUCUCCUCUCUAUAGAAUCAAGAAGCAGCAGCACCCAUUACCAUUAAGCAAAGCGUCACCGAUAAAACAAAAUCCCCUUCAAUUCUUUUGCUUCGUUAUUAAUAUUAUUAUUAUUAUAUACAUUGGCUUUCAAGCCAAAAAAAAUGCCAGCCCAGAAACGUUCCUACGAGACCCUCCAGAAGGAAGAUGAUGCUCUUCUUCGGCAGCAGCAAGACCACACUAACAACAACCAUGAACAAAAGCAAGAGCCUCGAAGCGAUAUUGAUGAUGACGGUGGUGUUGGUGAGCAAUCCGAUCGAAGCCAGCCUUCUUCAAAUAUUAACGAAGACGUGAAAGAAGAAUAUGUUGUAGUGAAGUUGUCGGAGAUACGGAAGGAAGUGCAAUGCCCAAUCUGUCUAGGGAUUAUUCGUAAAACAAGAACAGUGAUGGAAUGUCUGCAUCGUUUUUGCAGGGAAUGCAUUGACAAAUCUAUGCGGCUCGGAAACAACGAGUGCCCAGCUUGCCGCACACAUUGUGCCAGUCGUAGGUCUUUGAGAGACGACCCAAAUUAUGAUGCACUAAUUGCAGCUUUGUAUCCAGAUAUUGACAAAUAUGAAGAAGAGGAAUUGGCUUUCCAAGAAGAUGAGAAGGCACGUAAUAAGGAGAUCCAGGCUACCAUUGCCCAGACUUUUGAUCGACAGGCUGAAGCUCUGAGUAGAAAACGGUCAACAGCUAAAGCGACAGCAGCAGUAUUUGCAAGGAGAACACCAAGUCGAUUUCGAGAUGCCCACUCAAGGGGAAGAAGAAAUUAUCGAAUAGCUGAACUUCAAGGAUCUGAUGACAAUGAAGAUGCAAAUGGUGGUGGAGGCAAAGAUUCAUCAUCUACUGAUGAGCACAGUGCAGAAGUCAAACCAAAAAGAUACAGGAGGUGUUCAGCUGCUUUUAAUGCAGAUGGAAGUGGUGGUGAAAAUGAUUCAGAAGUGAAUAAAGAAUCUGUGGGGGCAUCUGCUGGGCUCAUUAGCUCCUCAGAAAGGCUUGCCUGGGGCAAAAAUGGCAUGCGGAGUCACACCCGGUAUGGCAGUGCAAAUGGCAGCAAUGUAAAAAAUGCUCGAAACAGUCGCAUCUCUAAGUUAGCUGAUUAUCUACGUAACUUGGAUGAAAAUGAUAAUGAGUUGGAUAUCAACCUCAUGCUUGUUUCUUUUGAUGAACAAAGAGUACCCAGUUUGCAGCGCCCAUACCUUUGCUGCAGGCCAACUUUGUCGAUUAAGAGCCUGUGCCAGUAUGUUGCUUUCCAAACCUCUUUGCAAGCCAAUGAAGUGGAAAUAUAUUUGGUCCAAGAUAUGAAUUCCAAGCUCGACUUUUCACUCUCCAUGAGUUCUCCAGUUUCUAGACAUGGUAUAAUCGAUCCAUGCAAAGAUAAAUUGCAAGUUUUAGAACAACACGAAACUUUGGGAGGACUUAAAACAAACAAUUGCAUUCAUGGGCACCUGCUUCUGGCUUAUCAGAAAAAGCCGUGAAAGUCCGAAUGGUAGAGACAUCACCUAUCAACUGUCAUGGAUACCAAGUUUUCUACAUCUUGCUUUACACAGGUAUAGAUUUAGAUACACUCACAACAGGGAACUCUGUCGGGUUUAUCUUUCUCAAAGCGUGCACGUUCAUGACCAUCUGACAUUACAGAAAUCAUAGUAAUUGUAUAGGUUUAUUUAAACAUGAAUGAGCAUUUUAUAGCAGGAAAAUGGUGUAAGAUAUCCAACCUUGUUCGUUUAAGGCUUUGCCAUCGACUACAUUCGUUCUAUGUGCAAUGCUGUGAUUAUGAUUCUUUA
Messenger RNA from Populus trichocarpa (black cottonwood), 1954 nucleotides. RefSeq names its product putative E3 ubiquitin-protein ligase RING1a. NCBI's taxonomy places the organism in Eukaryota, Viridiplantae, Streptophyta, Magnoliopsida, Malpighiales, Salicaceae. The transcript has 10 exons. Bases 296 to 1648 code for a protein of 450 amino acids. The record is from RefSeq and is a predicted model, not a curated record.